Molecule: messenger RNA, 990 nt
Organism: Clonostachys rhizophaga
Lineage: Eukaryota; Fungi; Ascomycota; Sordariomycetes; Hypocreales; Bionectriaceae
Source: the annotation of a GenBank genome assembly
AUGGAAUACAUCUCCAAGGUCAUCCUGGGAUGCAUGUCAUUCGGCUCCAGUAAAUGGGAAGGCUCGCCAUGGAUUCUAGGCACCGAGGAGGGCCUUGAACUACUCAAGGCCGCGUACGAUAAUGGAAUCAACACCUGGGACACGGCUGAUACCUAUUCCAACGGCAAGUCGGAAGAGAUCAUUGGUCUGGCGUUGAAGAAGUUCAACAUCCCUAGACAAAAGGUUGUUAUCCUCAGCAAGAUAUUCAAUCCAGUCAUGGAUGACGAAUCAAGACCGCCAUCGGUUAAUGAUGGCCCCUUGGUGAAUCAGAUGGGGUUGAGCCGAAAGCAUAUCUUCCAUGCUGUUGAUCAAUGCCUGAAAAGAUUGGGCACUGAUUAUAUUGAUGUGCUUCAGAUUCAUCGUCUGGAUCGAGAAACACCGCCCAAGGAGAUCAUGCGUGCUCUACACGAGGUUGUCCAGUCUGGCAAAGUUCGUUACAUCGGAGCCUCGUCCAUGUACACAUGGGAGUUCCAGAGACUGCAGUACAUUGCACAGUCGAAUAGGUGGACGGAAUUUAUUUCCAUGCAACCCUUCUAUAAUCUCCUCUACCGCGAGGAAGAGAGAGAGAUGAUCCCCUAUUGCAAAGAAACCGGAGUUGGCGUCAUCCCCUGGAGCCCGAUUGCAAGAGGACUCUUGGCGAAGCCACUGAAGAAAGAGGACCAAACUGAAAAGUCAUUGCGAAGUGGCCUGGACGCAAAAUCAGAUAAAUGGUUUGCUGACGCAAACAUGGAUAUCGUCAAUCGAGUCGAGGAGAUCGCCAAGAAGAAGGGGGUCAGCAUGGCAUUGUUGUCAACCGCCUGGGUCCUAAAAAAGGAAUGCUACCCGAUUCUGGGGUUGAAUUCAGUCAAGAGAGUGGAGGAAGUAGUUCAGGCAUUGGCCGUUGAAUUCACGAAAGAGGAGUUGGAGUAUUUGGAAAGCGAGUAUCGCCCUCGGAAAAUCCAGGGAAUGUAA